AUGAGACUUAAGUUGGCACUGCGACUAGGAAAGAAGCUCGAAGACUUGAUCUACGACACAAACCAAAUGGUGUUCAAGUGGGACGGCAUGAUCCACGAGCUCAUGAAUGCAAUGGCCGAGGGAAGUCUACCAAACGUGGGUGAUAUAGAACCGGUCACGACCAACGGCACCGCAACACAGGAAACGACUAUCGACCCAGAGGAGCCUCCCGUGUCGUCCGAUGACCCUUUAGACGCCAAAGAACUAGAAACCUUGGACCCGCACCGAGCGCGCCAAUACCACGACGCAACCACGGAGUUCAUCGUUCGGACUGUCGACUGGAAGCCCCUGAUCGACACACUCAACGUAAGGAGGCCAAUACAGGCUGAGGUUUUGUCAAUGGUAGAAACCAUGUGGGAUGACUUCGGCGAGGAGGCAGCAGAUGGCGCCCGUCUCUCAAGAGUAGAUCCUAAGGAGAUUGACGAAACAACCAAGUUCCGGCUCAUCUCGAGACUUUUUACUGUCAUUGCACGCUGA
Molecule: messenger RNA, 516 nt
Organism: Fusarium tjaetaba
Lineage: Eukaryota; Fungi; Ascomycota; Sordariomycetes; Hypocreales; Nectriaceae
Exons: 1
Coding region: 1-516 (171 amino acids)
Source: RefSeq, a predicted model, not a curated record